AUGUUCUACACACAGUACGCCAAGAAUGCCAACGCCAAUGAACACGCAGAGGAGUCUCCUAAAGCAGCCGUCGACGAAGCAGGCAAGACAACACCGGUGGAGGAUUUAUCAUCAUCAUCGUACACACUGGUCGAACGGGCAUUGGUGAACCGUUUAGGAGUCCGAGGCGCGGCACAGCCCUUGCGCGUAACUUGGGCCGCAGAAGUUUCCCGGAUCGAGAAAGACUCGCAGUGCGUGAGUCUCUUCAUCUCGGCGAGAGGAUCCGCACAACGCUUCCAAAUAAAGAGCGCCCACACAGUGGAGAAUUUAAAGCUUCCACAACACACGGUAGCCAUUACGGAAGUGGUGAGGCAAUAUGCGCAUCUCCAAGGCCUACCGAUCACCGAAAUCCAGCAUGCCGCUCCACAGAUUUUGAUCGGGCUGAAGGAUAUUCACCUUUACGCGCCGUUGGAAUCGCGAAUCGGCCGACCGGAAGAGCCGAUAACAGUAAGGUCGAAGCUAGGCUGGACCGUAUACGGGCCGACGGGACCGGGAAACGUGACUAGCGGAAUGGUCGCGCAUCAUUCGUGCAGCCCGGUGUCCAAUCAGGAGCUUCACGAUCUCCUGAAGAGUCACUACACGGUGGAGGAGUCCGGCAUUUCCAUCGCCUUGCUUCCGGAGCCGGAAGAAGACAGAAGAGCGAAGGAGAUUUUGAAGAAGACGACGAGGAGGAUCGGCGAUCGUUUCGAGACGGGUUUGCUGUGGAAGGACGACAACAUCGAAUUUCCCGACAGCUACCCUAUGGCGGUGAAGCGGCUGAUGUGUUUGGAGAAACGCCUGCGGAAGGAUCCCGAGCUGUAUGUUAAAGUCCGUACCAUGAUCGCCGACUAUCUCGUGAAAGGCUACGCACACGAAGCGUCGGAGUCGGAGCUGCUAGCGCUGGAUUGCAGCAAGGUGUGGUACGUUCCGCUGAAUAUCGUCUACAACCCGAGAAAGAAGAAGUUUCGUCUGGUGUGGGACGCCAGAGCGGAAGUUAGAGGAGUGUCGCUCAACUCGAAGUUGCUGAAGGGACCGGAUAUGCUGACUGCCCUGCCGGCGGUGAUAUGCAAGUUUCGGGAGCGAGAAGUCGGUUUCGGCGCAGACAUAAAGGAGAUGUACCACCAGCUGCGGAUUCGAGAAGAGGACAAGCGAGCUCAAAGGUUUCUGUUCCGAAACGAUCCGUCGGAGAAGCCUACAGUGUAUGUGAUGGACGUAGCGACCUUUGGGUCGACGAGCUCGCCAUGCUCGGCGCAGUACGUCAAGAACCUGAACGCGAAGGAGUUUGCGGGACAAUUCCCAGCGGCGGCGGUGGCCAUCGUCGAAAACCACUACGUCGACGAUUAUUUCGACAGCGUAGACACGAUCGAGGAAGCUGUGGAACGGGCGAAGGAAGUACGAUACGUCCACUCCAGAGGCGGUUUUGAGCUCCGCAACUGGGUCUCCAAUUCCGAAGAGUUCCUGGAUGCGAUGGGAGAGCGAAAAGAGGAUCAGUGCGUGCGGUUCAGCGAGGAUAAGGAGUCCGGAUCCGAGCGAGUACUGGGGAUCGUGUGGAGCCCGGCAAGUGACGAAUUCUCGUUCUCCACCAAACUGAGAGACGAUCUGGAGCCGUUCCUGUCCGGCGAGAAGCUGCCGACCAAAAGGAUCCUGUUGAGCUGCGUGAUGAGCUUUUUCGACCCGUUAGGACUGUUGUCCAUUUUCACGUUCUAUGGGAAGCUGCUGAUUCAGGACCUGUGGCGUACUGGAUGUGAGUGGGACCAGCAGAUCGAUGAAGAGUGUGCGGAGAAGUGGAGCAACUGGAUCCGGAGGCUUCCAGAAGUCGACGAAGUGCGCAUUCCCCGCUACUAUUUCCGUGGCGGAUUUUCACUGCGAUACGACAGCUUACAGCUACACGUUUUCGUAGACGCUAGCCAGGACGCGUACGGUGCCGUGGCGUACAUCCGCAUCGAGACGGCCACCGGGCCGUUAUGCUCGCUCGUGAUGGCGAGAUCUAAGGUAGCACCGCUGCAGCACAUGUCCAUACCGCGACUGGAGCUGCAAGCUGCAUGCAGUGUUAGGAGCGAGGCUGGCGAACUCCGUCGGCGAGACGAUUUCGUUGGAGGUGAAGCAGCGUUUUAUGUGGUCCGACUCGAGACCGUGCUGUCGUGGAUCCACUCCGACCACCGUCGGUACAAGCAGUUUGUGGCGUACCGGAUCGGCGAGAUCCACAGUCUAACGAAGCUCGCAGAAUGGAGAUGGGUGCCGACGAAGCGCAACGUGGCCGACGCGUUAACGAAGUGGGAAAAGGCGCACAGCCUGCGACCAAGCGGACCAUGGUUUCGUGGCCCAGACUUUCUGUACCAGCCGGAGGAUUUUUGGCCGGAGCAAGAGGCAGUGACACCGAGCACUAGCGAGGAGACCCGAGCGUGUUUGCAUUUCCACGAAAUUGCAGUCACUGAGCCGAUGGUGGACCCGCUGCGGUUUUCGAUGUGGAAGAUUCUGGUCCGGACGGUAGCGUGCGUCUACCGGUUUGCAUCGAACUGCAGAAGGAAGAGGGAUGGGCUGGAGAUCGAAGUCGUACCGGCCACUGCAAGAAUCAGCAGCGUCGUGAAGAAACACGUGCGAACGAAGCUAGUGCCGCUGAAGCGGGACGAAUACCGGAAAGCGGAGGCGUAUCUCUGGAGGUCGGCCCAAGCCGAUUGCUUUGGAGACGAGGUCUGCACAUUGGUGAAGAACCAGAAGCAGCCGAAUCAGCAGCAACAAGUGGAGAAGAGCAGUAGCCUUUACAGCUUGAGCCCGUUCCUGGACGCCGAGGGUGUACUACGGAUGGAAGGCAGAGCGGCGCAAGGAUCGUCGCUACCAUUCGAGCUGCGGUUUCCGAUUAUUUUGCCGAAAAAGCAUCCGGUGACCGACAAGCUGCUCGACCACUAUCAUCAGCAAGUAGCUCACGGGAACACGGAGACCGCAGUCAACGAAAUUCGGCAGCGUUUCUACGUCCAGAAUCUGCGAGCGGAACUGAAGAUCGGAAGAAUGUGCGUCUGGUGCAAGGUGCAGAAGUGUCGCCCGUCGAACCCGAGGAUGGCUCCGUUGCCGGAGUCGCGAGUGACGCCGCAUCUGCCACCGUUCAGCCACACCGGCGUGGACUACUGCGGACCGCUGACUGUUACUGUCGGCCGCAGAUCAGAGAAGAGGUACAUCUGCCUGUUUACCUGCAUGACGACGAGGGCUGUCCACCUUGAGGUCGCUCACAGCCUGACGACUCAAGCGUGUCUGAUGGCCAUACGGCGGUUCGUGUGUCGCAGAGGGAAGCCGCUAGAGUUCUACUCGGACAACGGCACAAACUUCCGAGCAGCAAGCAAGGCCAUCAUGCAGCGAAUCGAGAUGGAGUCAGAGGACGAAUUCACGGAUUCCAGGACCCGCUGGAAUUUCAACCCGCCCAGCGCACCUCACAUGGGUGGGGUUUGGGAGCGAUUGGUUCGCUCCGUGAAGGCAGCACUGACCGUGCUGAACGACGGGCGGACGAUAACGGACGAAGUGCUACUGACGACGAUAGCGGAGGCCGAAGACCUCAUCAACUCCCGGCCACUAACGUACGUUGGCCUGGAACCAGGAGCAGAGGGAGCGUUGACGCCGAACCACUUUGUUCGCGGCGUUGGCACAAUCAGCGAGGAGCGUUCUGUUCCAGCGACGAGUGAUGCCGAAGCACUGCGAGACCGCUACAAGCGGUCACAGCGACUGGCGGACAAGCUGUGGGCUCGGUGGGUGUCCGAGUAUCUGCCAUCCAUCAACCAGCGGACGAAGUGGCUCUCCGAGUCGCCGCCACUAGCGUGUGGUGAUCUAGUGUACAUCACCGAUGAGGUCGUGCGGAAGAGCUGGAUCCGGGGCAUCGUGACGGACGUCUACCCAGGAGCGGACGGCAGAAUCCGGCAGGCCAUGGUCGAGACGAGCAAAGGUAAGUUUAGGAGGCCGGUGACCAGACUGGCUGUGCUCGAGGUACAGGAGGGUAAAUCCGGUGCAGCCGAGGAGCCCCACCAGAGUUACGGGAGGGGGUGUGUUGGCACAGCCCCGUACCACCCUUCGACAGCGUAACCAUUGCUCAACAUACGUUCCACGCAGGGCAAGACAACACCGGUGGAUGGAUAAACGGUGAGCAGAGCAUAGCUGUCAGUGAGUAUGUUGGUGUGAGGGAGAUGGUAAAAAUAGAAAGGUAAAUAAAACCAUAAACAAAAUAGAAAAUGGUUCAGAAUAGGCAUUGAAGGAAAAGUAUAGUUCAUGUUGAAUCUGAAUAUUUGAAGUUGCUGCUAGUAGUAGAAAAAAGUAAUAGUUUGAAGGAUAGAAAGUUGUGUAUUAGCGGUUCCAAAGCACAAUUCGAGGUAGUCCGGGAUCCGUGGAAGUGCACGAGCGUUAGCCGCCAUACCUGUGGGAAAAGCAGGAUAUAACUGAAAACUAUAUAAUGUAAGUAAAGAACUAGAAAUAGUUGAGAAUCAUAUUUGUAAACAUGUAAACUUUUCUAUUCCUUUUGAUUGUUUGAUUAAAUAAAAUUAGUUUCAAGCUGUUGCAAAAGUUUAACUGCCUGCUUUGAGAAUUCAGUUUUCUUAGGGUGGUCCAAAAA
This is a messenger RNA of Aedes albopictus (Asian tiger mosquito), 4606 nucleotides long. RefSeq lists its product as uncharacterized. The coding region runs from base 1 to 4083 and encodes 1360 amino acids. The transcript has 4 exons. Gene Ontology annotation, biological process: DNA integration. The record is from RefSeq and is a predicted model, not a curated record. NCBI's taxonomy places the organism in Eukaryota, Metazoa, Arthropoda, Insecta, Diptera, Culicidae. Gene Ontology annotation, molecular function: nucleic acid binding.